Spirometra erinaceieuropaei is the source of this 1884-nucleotide messenger RNA. The record is from the annotation of a GenBank genome assembly. Lineage: Eukaryota; Metazoa; Platyhelminthes; Cestoda; Diphyllobothriidea; Diphyllobothriidae.
AUGCCGUAAGCCAUUGGCAAAUUCGAGUCGUUCUUCCACUGCCAAAAAAACUCGUGGCCCACAGUGGAGUGCGGCCGCGCCGGCACAUCAAGCAGCCCCUAUUCAGGGGUCAGGGCACUGCUUCCUUCGGGGGGGGCCUGGAAAAGCUAGCCUAAAAAUUGUUGGUGAACCACGUCGUCUGCUGGCGCACCGUGGUCGCAGACGCAAAACUCACGGUCGAAACAAUCAAACUCGAAACAACAACAACAACAACCAUACUCAUUCUCCUCAUCCUACCUCUUCUACCUCUACCUCCGUCUAUUCUUCUGCCUAUUCUUCUCCUUCGUCAUCUUCUUCUCCACCUCCUUCCCAUCGCCCAACUCGUUUUCCCCAGACUGACAGGGUGAGCCCGCUCACUCUGGCAGCCUGGAAUGUUCGUUCCCUUUUAGACAAUCCGAGGAGCAACCGACCGGAACGAAGGACGGCGUAGUGGCACGAGAACUGGCGCGCUACAAGGUGGACAUCGCCGCACUCAGCGAGACCCGAUUCUCCGAACAAGGCCAACCGGAGGAGGUGGGUGCCGGUUACACCUUCUUCUGGAGUGGCCGACCCAGGGCAGAGCGACGAGACGCGGGCGUCGCCUUCGCCAUCCGGACCGACAUCGUGGGACGACUGCCCUGUUUGCCGCAGGGCAUCAACGAUCGCCUGAUGAGCCUCCGCCUGCCUCUCUGGGGAGGCAAAUUCGCCACCAUCAUCAGCGCCUACGCUCCGACGAUGACCAACCCCGACGCCGUCAGAGACAAAUUCUACGAGGACCUGCACGCCCUCUUGGCGGCUGUGUCGAAGGCGGACAAGUUGAUUGUCCUUGGUGACUUCAACGCCCGCGUCGGCACAGACCAUACUGCCUGGAGGGGAGUGCUGGGUCCCCACGGUCUCCGCGGCUCCAACGACAACGGCCUGCUUCUCCUCCGCACCUGCGCAGAACACCGCCUCACCCUGACGAAUACCUUCUUCUGUCUGCCGGUGCGAGAGAAGGCCACCUGGAGGCAUCCUCGGUCGCGUCAGUGGCACCUGCUGGACUAUGUCCUCGUCCGGAGGCGAGAUCAGCGGGACGUGCUGGUGACGAAGGCGAUCGCGGGUGCUGACGGGUGGACCGACCAUCGGCUCGUCAUCUCGAAGAUGCGUAUUCGCCUACAGCCUCGCAGGAGACCACAAGGUAAGCGACCCCCAGGUAAGCUGAACGUUGCUUUGUUGUCUUUGCCUGCUCACCGUCUCCAUUUCAGCAAUGAGCUAGCUCAACGGCUAGACAACCUUCCUAUCGCUGCCGCCGCCGACGACGCCGCCGACGCUGCCGAGAACGCCUCCGUGGAGAACCGCUGGUGUCAACUGCGUGACACAGUCCAGUCGACGGCGCUCGCCGUCCUCGGUCGCGCUCCCCGCCAACACCAGGACUGGUUCGACGACAACUACGCCGCCAUCAGAAAUCUGCUUGCCGAGAAGAACCGCCUACACAAAGCCUACGUAGAGCACCCAACUGAGGGCAAUAAAGCUGCCUUCUACCGCAGUCGCCGACAGCUUCAGCAACGACUGCGCGAGAUGCAGGACGCCUGGACUGCUCGCAAAGCUGAGGAGAUCCAAGGGUACGCGGACCGCAACGAAUGGAAGAAAUUCUUCUCCGCGAUCAAAGCUGUCUACGGUCCGCCGACGAAGGGCACUGCUCCUCUCCUCAGCGCCGACGGCAGCACUCUCCUGACUGAGAAGACGCAAAUCCUGCAGCGAUGGGCCGAGCACUUCCGAGGCGUCCUCAACCGCCCUUCCGUCUCCGAACCUGGUGGAUACUUCUAUUUUGACAUGCACUGGUACCCAGCUCUCAUUUGUGGCGCAACAAUGUCGUGCUCAGCAUGA